AUGUUGGACAAAGACCAGGAUACAGAUGGCGUGUAUCCAGAUGACUUUGAGUGCAUCACUCAUGUACAUGAGAAAGUGCUAUCGCUGGGUCACCCUACGUCAUUCAAUAUGAUUUAUGAAAUGCAGCAGUAUGCAUCAUCUCUGGCGUUCAAUCAAACGCAGGAGGCCAAAGUGUUUGUCGAUCCAGACUUCAAAUGGAUCACCAUUGGGGUGAAAAUGAUGCACCUGGACAAGCUGCAAGAGGGCAUCCGGCAUCUAGCACAGGACAUGAAGUCAUGCUACAGGGCCCUUAUGCAAAGUGACAACGUGGUGACCAAGAUGCCAGAUCAGGUGAAUGAUGAUAUCACAAACACCACAAGGGGCUACUCUUUCAUAUUGGAGAACCCAUUUUUUGAGAAGCGCCAUUCUCUCCUUCUCUUUUUGGUGGAGCAUGCAGUCAGGACAUGGAAGGGGAAGGCUAGAGCUAUUGAUGCAGAUCAGUCCUCGCCAACCACUGCCACCACCAAGUGGAAGGCUACAGCCCAUGCCUUCGACCAGCCUCCGUCAUUCACCACUGUCAUGAAUUAUUUGAAAGGGAGGUGUAGGGCGCAGGCUAUUGAACACCCUCCGCCAUUUACACUCACUGGCAGGCCUGGGCCGUCUAGGACCAUCAUCAAUGCUUCCAAGGCAAAAGCUAGAGACGAAAGUAUUAAACAGCCCCAUUCCACCACAUCAGCCCUGUCGAGUUCACCUGCUGUGGUGCCAGCAGUGCAUGCUUUUGACUGGCCACCUUCAUUCGCCUCCAUCAUAGAUCAUUCAACAGGGAAGGCUAAGGUGCAGGCUGUUGAAUCAUUAUUUACACCCACUGGCAAGCCUGGACCAUUAAGGACCAUUGCCUAUGCUUCCAAGGGAAAAGCCAGAGAUGUCAGCAUCACCCAGGCCCAUUCCUCUGUAUUGUCCCUAUCAAGUUCACCUGCAGUAGCGCUGAUGGCAUACCACAAACAUCAUCGCCCUCAGCAUAUCAGCGAGCCAGAUGAUGAUGAGGAAGUGCCUAGGAAGCUCAAGCAUCUUUGUCGCCCCAGCACCAUAGCUCCAGACAUUCAGAUGGAGACUAUCAGCCUAACCAGCAAUGAUGACCUCUCCAGCUUCAUUGUCCCUGAUAGCGAUCUGUCUUCGUCACCACCCCCUGUCAUUCAGGAAAUGAGAAACAGCAUCCAAGGAGUGAUCAGACAGAUCAUGAAGGAUCCUACCGCUGCAGAAAAGAGUCAUGACCAGAUGGAUGCACUUGUUGCCAUCAUGAGUGAAACUCAUGACCUUGUCAUCAUCAUGAAGACUGGAGGAGGCAAGAGCAUGUUAUGGAUGGUUCCGCCAGUGCUAGAUGAGGCUGAAAAAUGCAUUGUGUAUACGAAGACUGCUGUCACUGGACUGCAUUGCCACGACUAUACUGCACACAAAGAUGUGCCUGAAAACGUCCAGGUCACAGAACUUCUCUUAUCCUGCCACCACAGCUACUCAUAUGACAUCCUCAGUCUCCUGGUGUCCCCCCUGGGGAAGAAGUUUACCAGAUUCUAUGUAGAUGAGGUCCACAACGUGCUCAACUGCCAUCCAGAUCGCACAUCAAAAUGGCUUACUCUUGGUCAGCAAUUCAGUGCGGCAUCGGUGCAAAUGAUUCUCAUGUUGGGGACCAUACCUCACCGGGUGGGGAGCUAUGUCAAGCCAUUCGGGAUCCUGCUGCAUGACAUCAACAAAGUCAGGUUUGUGACAAACCGUCCAGAGAUUGGCAUGCACAUCAUACAUGUGGAACCCAUUGCGGCAAGGGAAUCCCUGCAUCACCUUGUUCAUACUCUAUCUCUACUUCUAGGAGACGAAGACUGCAUGCUGGUGUUCUUUAGCUCCACAGCUGAAACAGAAGAAUUUGGAAGAAAGGCUAGGUGCACUAUGUAUCACAGUGAGCUCUGGCAACCUGGCAACACGAAGGCAUACAACCUUGACCCAUGGGACCGAGGUGAAUUGAAGGUGAUGGCGUGCACCACAGCUUUUGCUCAGGGUAUGGACAGAUCCAAUGUCCAAUAUGUGGUGAUAUUCAGGCCUGCAUAUGGACUUAUUGUCAACAACCAGAUGAUGGGUCGCGCAGGUUGUGACGGCAGAGAAUCUCAUGUGUUCUAUGUCACUGACAAGCAUGGAAAGUCACUACCUAGCAAGGCAAAGCAUGCAUUAGACCAUUGCCUGGCAGAAUUGGAUGACAUAAUGUUUGGCACAAAAUGUAGGCGAUACACCAAUGGUCUCUUCAUGGAUGGUGAGCAGCUCGCAUUGCAGUCCACUGAUCCUCCUCAUGGAGUCCCUUGCAACAUAUGUGCCCCCAACAGCGCCAUGCAGCUGUUGAUCCAGAAAGUGUCAGACAACCCUUUCAGGGAAUUGGAUGCCCUUGUGCAAACAAGCUUGGCAGCCAUUGGGUCAGGCUCUGCUUUGCAGGACAGACCUAGUGCUGCGCAGCCGAUGCUUCCCGUGUUUGUGCAGGUCGGUUCUUCACUUCAAAUGCCCACGGAUGUCAGCCCAUCAACCCAGAACAGUGAUUCCCUGUAUGACUGUGAGUCAGAGAUCACAUCAUCUCAAGCUCUGGUGCUGGAUGCCAUGGAGGUCAUUCAUGGAAAGCGUGCCUCAGGAGCACAGACCAGACCAUACCAGUCAUUGUCGCAGCCAUCUGUGGGAAUCACCUCCAGGGUAGAACUACCACCUCCUUCCUCGCUUCCCAGUGGAAUUGAGUCCCGUGGCUUCAUCUCAAGAGUAAGGAGAGUGGAUGCUACACAUACCAGUCGUCUUCAAUGCUCCUCCCAUCUCAACACGUAUAUGCGGGUCUUGAGAGACAUGUGCCCCAUCAAGUUUGUGGUUAGAGGCGAACUGCACUCCACAGAGCUGCACGUCUGCCUGGUAAAACACGACAUGCUGAUAGAUGACUACGGCAGGUUCAAACACAUUUUCGUCUUCGCUCCCUACACAUAUUGUUUCCACUGCGGCAUGCCCCAGUCGUGGAACUGCAAUGGAGAGGAGCCCGUAUGCCAUUCCGAGUUCCUGUGGGAGAAAGGGAGCAGGUGCCACUUCAGUGGUUUUAUCUUCAAGGCUGUCUACUGCGUGUGGCAGGUGCCGGGGCUCAGGGACCUUAUGAUCCAGGGUAUCGGUGCAGGAGGAAGGCUCUCGACAUUCAACGAGUUCUUGGCUUGGGUAGUUCAAGAGAACACAGAAGAAGGCAGAUACAACAAUUGCAUCGAGGCAUUCCUUUGGUUCUGUGAGGAGAUAGAGAAAAUCAUACCUGUCAUGUUUGGUGUUUGA
Molecule: messenger RNA, 3306 nt
Organism: Suillus paluster
Lineage: Eukaryota; Fungi; Basidiomycota; Agaricomycetes; Boletales; Suillaceae
Exons: 7
Coding region: 1-3306 (1101 amino acids)
Cellular component (GO): nucleus; chromosome
Source: RefSeq, a predicted model, not a curated record